AUGUCUAAACUUUAUAUCUCGACCACCAAUUGCGGCAAAGCGCACGAAUCUGACAUUUUUGGCAUUGCUUUGUCCUCUCCUUACACAGCAACUGUCUCCGGAGAUGGGAGUCUAAAAUUGUGGCAAAAUAGGUUAAUGGAUGGCGAUAAACCGAAGGAGCAUGUUCUUUCCAAGUUUGUCCAUAAGACAGGGCUUCACCAUGUGGAUACGUUCCAUUCGGUUGAACAAGGCGGUUUGGAAGUGUUUCUAGUCGCGUGUGUUUCGUUUUCGGGUCAGCUUUUCUUGUACAGCGUGGAUCCAAAGACAGGAACGUUUGAGGAACUUGACCUUCUGUCGAAAAAUGAAAAACAAAGAUCAUAUUGGUGUGUGAAGCUUUUCAAAAGUGCUGAUCGUGCCGUGUCUCACAAGAUGGUUGCUACCGACGUCAAAGGUAGCACUUUGGUGUGGACUCUGAAACUCCUUAAGCCAGAUGAGCAAGACGAAAUUCAAGACCCAGAGGCCAUCAGAGAAAGGGACAUACACCUCGAGGCUUUGGGAGAAAUCCCAGCAACCGAAGCAAAAUUUGCUACAAGUGUAGACAUUUCUGUGAAAGGUAUUGUGGCCACAGGGUUCCAAGACGGUAGCGUUGUGGUAUCUCAACUAGAGACCUUAAGAGCCAUCUACAAUUUUGAAGGUUUUGGCAUCAAAGGCACAGAAGAAAGUAGCGGUACUGUUCGAGACGUCAAGUUCUCCCCCUUAGGGGGUUUGCUGGCAGUUGCCAAUGACUCUGGCUCUUACGGGUGUGUGACGCUCUACGAAACUCAGUAUGGUGAGCGGGUAGGGAAUCUUACAGUCCCUACACACAGCAGUCAAAACAGUAUGGCCAGCUUUACACACGACGGCUGGGUCUUCGGCGUCAGCUUUAACAGUACCGGUGAGUUUUUGGCUACUUGCGGUUAUGACGGUAAGGUUCGCGUUUGGGACGUCAAACAGAGAGAGCGCCUCAGUACCCUCAAUAUAAGCGCAGGAGAUAUUGAAGAAGAGGAAGAUAUCGUGUCACAGGACGAAAAUGGUGACUCUUUGAAAACGCCGCCAGUAAUGGGUGUAACAUUCAUCAACAAAGGUGUUAGAGGCGGGAUCGGAGGUGAUACCAAUGAAGGGUUAGCAUGUGUAUGUUUGGACCGAAGUGUGCGCUGGUUCAGGGAAGCAGGAGGUGUGUAA
Molecule: messenger RNA, 1200 nt
Organism: Lachancea meyersii CBS 8951
Lineage: Eukaryota; Fungi; Ascomycota; Saccharomycetes; Saccharomycetales; Saccharomycetaceae
Source: the annotation of a GenBank genome assembly